Molecule: messenger RNA, 985 nt
Organism: Prosopis cineraria
Lineage: Eukaryota; Viridiplantae; Streptophyta; Magnoliopsida; Fabales; Fabaceae
Exons: 1
Coding region: 77-691 (204 amino acids)
Source: RefSeq, a predicted model, not a curated record
GUGCCUCUUUUUCCAAUCUAUUUGCUUACCCUUCUGCUUCUCUCUUUUAUCUCUCUUUUCGCAAUCCUCCUCCGCCAUGGCCUCUUCUCCGUCGCGUCCUCUUCUUCUGCAGAUCGCCGCCAUCUUGUGCCUCUUCUCCCUCUUUAUCUCUGCUAGCGCCAGGCCCUGCCGAACCUUCUUCGUCUCUUCCUACUCCUUCUCCCUCCGCCGCCCUUCCGGCGAUUCAAACCCUCAAACCUUUACUACUACCUUCACCCACAUCAGAUCCUUCAUCCCCGUCUACGUUGUUUCCAAUAACAACGAUAAACCCUCAUUCGGUGCCGAGAUUUUCUUCGAUCGCGCCCUUCCUGCCCGCCCCGUUGAGAAGGAGCUCGAAAUUGAGCCUCGGGAUUCGAAUUUGCCUGUCCCCCUUGGGUUCUCAUCCUAUGAUUUCAGUUCGCUCCGUGAUCGGACCAAGGACAUUCUCAGUGUUGUUGUGGCUUUGCUCUUCGGCGUCGGAUGUGGCGCUCUUACCGCUGCUACCAUGUAUUUGGUAUGGUCUUUGUUCUCUAACCGAUAUGAGUAUGGUUCUUAUGAUGAUUAUGUCGAUGAGGACGAUAAUGAUGAUGGCGUUGAAAGUCCCAAGAAAAUGGGAUAUGUGAAGAUUCCGGCUGCUCAGUCUGUGCCUGCACCGGCCAAAGAAGUCGUAUGAGAGUAGCUAUUCAUGUCUUGCGUGGGUCAAAUGAAAUGAAUGGUCUUUACGACCCUACUUUGGAUUGUUAAUAAGCAUAGUAUAAUCUAAUAGAAAACAGGCAAACUUAUGGCCUGUUCUAGUGUUUGUUAAUGACAUGUUUACUGUUCUGCUUAUGAUUCAAGUGCUAAACGCUAAAAUCUCGUCUGUUGUAUUCUUACUAUCAGUUCUCGUCGGAAUUCUUCCUUUCGUAUGCUAUUUGUCUAUAUUAUUAUAUAUCGGUUACUAAUGAAUUAUGAUUUAUGAUUCUCUUAA